UCCUCCCUCUCUCUCUAAGUCUGUGUGUACCUUUGCUCCUGUGCUGUUUACCGCUACUCCUCCCAGUAUGUGUGUGUAUGUGUGUGUGUAUGUGUGCGUAAAGAGGACCUCUGUGUUUGGCUGGAACCCUGUCUCUCUCUGGCCGGCCUGCCACGUCAAAUGACAGGCUGGAGCCCUGUGUCCUCAGGGAUCUGUGAGGCCAAACUGCCGGUCUCUAGUCUCUAUUCUUUUGACUGGAACAGGACUGAGGAGGACCUUACUGAGCUCAACUGAACUGAAGUGACCUUUGAGGAGAUACUACCAGUCUGGAGGGAGAUGAUGGCAACCCCUGCAGUUUGAGUCCUCUGCUUAGGAAACCCCAUUUGUGCUUUUUGAGUCUGUUUUAUUUUGAUAUUCCGUGAACGGUUGGUUGGUUGGUUGAUUGGUUCGGACUGGAGAUGAGUGGAUUUCUGUACAGGGGCAGGCACUAUGCUGGUGAUCGGCAGGCCCAGCCCAAGAAUGUAGGACACAUGACUGAUGUUUCGUGUGAUGAGGCAGAGCAAGGCCCUUCUCCUCCACUCCUGACCCACAGCCUCAGAGAGUUUGAACAGCACCUAAAUGACCUGAAGAAGGAGAACUUCAGCCUGAAGCUGAGGAUCUACUUCCUGGAGGAGAGGAUCCAGCAGAAGUAUGAGGACAGCAGCCAUGAUGUCCACAAGAGGAACAUUGAGUUGAAAGUGGAGGUGGAGAGCUUGAAGCAGGAACUCACAGAGAAACAGGAGAUUCUGGACAAGGCCUUGUCGACGUCUGAGAGCCAGACCAAUCAGGAUGAGGAGGAGCAGCAGCGUGUCUGUGAGGCGAGGCAGCAGGAGAUCAGUCACAUGCAGGAGAUCCUGGAAACCAAGAUCCAGCUGUUGCAGGAGGAGGUCCAGCUAGCGCGGGCUGAGGCUGAGAAGAUGGCCUCUCUAGCAGAGGAAGAGUCCCAACGCUGCCUGGUCCUGGAGAGAGAGAUGAUGAUGAAGAUGGAGGACGAGGAAGAGUGUGAGGGAGGGUCACUAGGAGCCAGGCUGCAGAUGAAGGCCUUGGCAGAGAAGGAGAGAGUAAUAGAGGAGAUGACUGAAGAAAGGAGAAUGCUGAGCCACAGGGUCGGAGAGCUGGAGGUCAGAGUUCACGACCUCUCCUCUUCCCUCCAGAAGAAAGACAGCGAUGCCGAGUUGCUGCGGGGUGAGAUGAGUCGGAAGAAGAGCUGUGUCCAGCAGCAGAUGCAGAGGCUGCUAGAUGAGCAGCAAGGCAAGCUGUUGCAGUAUGAGAGUGCUGCAGGUCACUGUGUUAGUGAGCUCCAGAAGGCCCAGCUCCAGGUCCACUCUCUACAGGCCAAGAUCAGAGAGAGCGAGGCCGGGAACCAGAAGCUGCAGGUGCGACUGGGGGACAUGGAGUGUGAGCUGCGCUUGGUCAGAGAGGAGGCACAGAGACAGGAACGAAACGUCCUCAACCUCACUGACACUGUCAACAGCAAGGACACUGAGGCAGCAGAGUUGUACCGAGUCAUAGUAGAACAGAACGACAUGCUGUGUUCUCUCAAAGACCUGGCCAACAGAAACCAGGUCCAGACACUACAGGUGUCUGGGGCUGAGUCAGUGCGAGGGCAGGGGAAGGUGCUGGCCCUCCAGGGCUCUCUGUUCCAGGCCCAGCUGGAACUGCAGGCAGGCCAGAGGGCCCAGCGUCAGGCUACCAGGAAGGAGGAGGACCUGACCAGAGCCCUGAUCCGCCUGGAGCAAGACCUGCAGGGGGCCGUGGAACACAGACACAGCACUGACAGACACAACCAGGACUUGCAUCUGGCGCUGGAGAAAGUUCGCUCAGAGCUGCAGCAGAGAAAGGAACAGCUGAAUGAAAAGGAAGGAGAGAGACUGAGAGCGGAAGAGGACAUGGAGAAGACCAUCAGAGAGCUGAGGACCUCGCUUCAGAGCAAAGAGCAGCUUGUGCAGGAGUACUCAGAGUUGUUGGACCAGCAACAGGGGCCCAGGGAGAAGAGUGAUUCUCUCCUCUCCAAACUGAAAGAGCGCAUCAAGGAGAGGGACAGAGCACUGGAGCGAGCGGUGGAUGAGAAGUUCCGCUGUGUGGAGGAGAAGGAGGGAGAGAUGCGCCAGCUACAGCUGCUGCUCAGAGAGAAGGAGAGAGACCUGGAGAGACAACGCUGUGUGUUGUCCAACAACGAAGAGACCAUCAUGAGUCUGGAGGUGCUGGUGCGUGGGAAGGGUCUGGAACAGGAGCAGGUGUGUGAGGCGUGGAGGAGUGUACAGCACCGUCAUGCAAACAGUGAGGAGAGACACAGCCGCAGCUUGAGAGAGAGAGAUGCACUCAUCAGCCAGCUACAGAACGCCCUGCACACACGCACCAAGGAGGCUGAGGACCUGACUGGAGCCUUGCUAGGUAAGGUGAAGGCAGGUCCCUGUGAGGUGGUGGAGGAGAUGAAGGCUCGCCUCUCUCUGAAGGAGAAACUGUUCCAGGAACUGCUGUCCGACCGUGGCCGCCAGGCCCAGGAGCACCACACACUGGUUCAAGACCUGCUCGACACCAUAAGCACCAGGGACCAAUACAUCCAGGACUCAGCAGGUCGUCUGGGUGAGGUGAUGAGUGAGCAGACUGAACGUCUCCAGGAGCUCCGUAGACAGCUAACUUCUGGCUCCCAGUCCUACGGGUCCCAGCUAGGCCUCCAGGGUCCAGACCUCCAUGAUCCAGACCUCCAGGGUCCAGACCUCCAGGGGACCAGCCAGAACUUCCAGGCCCUGCAGGAGGAGCUACGUCUGGCCCUGAGGAGGGAGAGGGAGGCCCAGGCUGAGAUCACAGCCCUCAGGACCAUGGCAGGCCAGACAGACAGGCCAGUCAACAGGCAGGCAGAGUUUGGAGAAUUCAGCUCAGAGGAAGAGGAUGAUGUCAACAGUGACUAUGCAGACAGCAUGGAGGAAGAGGAAUCCAAACUGACAGCUCAAACCCUAGCCACAAUGCAGAACGCAGAGCUUCAUGGAGGACCUGGGAAAGGGAAGCUAUCCCAGGAUCCUGUGAGAGAGGGCCAGGGGCUGGUGGAGGUGAAGCAGCUGGUGCAACAGAAGAGGGUGGUGGAGAGAGAACUGCAGGAACUAAAGGUUCAGCUGGAAAAGGCUGGCUUCUCCUCCCUGUCCCAGAUGAGGAAAGCCCUCGUCACCCUACGCAUGGAAAAUAAGGAGCUGAAGUCUCACCAGACAGAGAGACAGCCAGGGACAGACCUUAGGCAUGAACAGAUGCUUCAGGAGGAAGAGGAAGAGGAUGAAGAAGAGGUGGAUGAGGAGGAAGAGGAGGAGGAGCUGUGUGGGUCUGAGCUGUGGGAGGCCUGGGAUGAUGAUUGUCCUUCCCAGGGGAAGUGCUGUGCCCCCAGGCCCACCCUGAGAGACCCUGGCCUGGGGAGGAGACACUGCACUAGGCCUGUAUCUCUGGACCUGGGAGCCAUGCUGUCCUGCUCCACACAGGAUGAGGAUGAUGAGGAGGAGGCAGGAAGAGAGGCUGGAGGCAGGCGGCACAGCGCCACAGAGACAGUGAUGGUUGAGAAGGCUGUACGUCUGCAGCUAGAGAGCAAGGAGCUGAAGGAGAGACUCAUGGUGUCUGAGGCCACGGUGCAGGCCCAGGCUGAACAGCUCAAAGACUAUAGAGACCUACUAACAGAGACAUCAGUGCAGCAGGACAGUAAGCAAGUCCAGGUGGAUCUCCAGGAUAUGGGUUAUGAGACGUGUGGCCGCAGUGAGAAUGAGGCUAACAGGGAGGAGACCAGCAGCCCAGAGUUUGACGAUCUAGAGAUGUGCACGUCUCUGGAUUGCGGCGGCUCUCAGUGGUGGUCAGGCACUGUGCAUCCUGGGAAGGCCGGUCCUCCAACAUCAACCUCAGAGGCUGACAACAUGACAUCUCUCCAGCGAUUGGUUGAGGACCUUCGCUCCCAGCUCUCCCGCUCUCAGACAGUGAUCCGGAGCCUCCAGGGCCGCCUGCGCUCUCUUUCCACCUCCAGCGAACUCUCCAUUGGCCCCUCCAUCCACCGCAAGGUCAACUGGGGAGUCCAGUUCCAUGCCUCGCCCUCACAGAGCGGCCCAGAGGAGGACGAGGGCUGGGAGUCGUCAGGUGGUGGUCUGGGGCACUCGCCACGCCACCCCAAACCUGACAAGGACCUCCAGGAGCUGGUGUCCCGCGUGGGAGCCCUGGAGGACCAGCUGAGAAAGGGCAAAGGGACCGCAACGCCCACCGAGGAGGGCAAGGCUACCAGCUGGCCUGGGCCGGGGAAGUUUAACACUCUGAUCCAGGCCCAGGCCCGUGAACUGUCCCACCUGCGCCAGAGGAUGCGUGAGGGGCGCGGGGUGUGCCACAUCUUGACCCAGCACCUGGGUGACACCACCAAGGCCUUCGAGGAGCUGCUUCGUGCCAACGACAUAGACUACUACAUGGGCCAGAGCUUCAGAGAACAGCUGGCACAGAGCAGCGCCCUGGCACAGAGAGUCAGCACCAAGAUCAGCGGACGAGACCAUCCCAAGAUUCCUGACGACAAGACUGGCACAGAGCUGCUCGCCAUACGGCUGAGUAAGGAGCUCCAACAGAAGGAUGACGUGAUCGAUUCUCUCCGCGCCAAACUCACCCAGCAUCAACCUCGUUCUGACACACCAUGCAGUAGCCACGCCCUCUCUGACACCACCGACCAAUCAGACCACAUCUCCUUUGUGUCCGAUGAGCAGGGCUCCACCAAUGAGGAUCUGGAGCCGUGCUCAGACAUUGACGCGGCCAGUGAGUAUGGCCAGGAGGACAGACAUGCCUCCACUACAGCCAGUACAGAUUCUCACUGUAACAGUGUCCCCAUGUCACGCCACCCCUCCAUCCCUCCUUCCACCAGUUCAUCUCAUGGACACCAGUCCUCCAUCAGCUGUCCCAGCCUGCAGCGAUCAGCGGACACACAGACACAGACAGGGUUUUCCGUUCCUUCAGUCAAGCCGUUUGGUGGCUUCCCCAUGUCAGCCCACCCUCACCCCCAGCCUGACCCCUCCAGUUACAUGCCCCAGCCUCUGUCCUACCACACCUUCCACCCCGCUGGUCUGAAUGCUAGCCUCAAUGCAAGCCCUGCCAUGAAGGCAGGCGCCAGCCUCCUGGAGAACAGUGCAAUGUGGGACAUGGCCUACGGUGCUCGGUCAAUGAGAGUUGGCACUGCUGAUUUGUCAUCGGGGUCGUCAGGUUACCAGUCUGGCACCAGCCAUACAGGUUCUGACCUGAUUAAAGAACACCUGAGUGAGAUCAGAAGUCUACGUCAACGUCUGGACGAUUCCAUCCAGACCAAUGACCUCCUCCGACAGCAGCUGGAGGAGAGACUGGUCAACCAAGCCAGAGAUAAAUGUGCUCCCACCAACAUCUACAUCCAGGGCUUGGACUCUGUCAGUCAGUUGUCCAGUGAGAUCCGAGUUCUGAAAGCGGAGAACCUCAGCCUUCAGGACCGACUCCAACAGGCCAGCAGAGACGGGAGUAAGGAGGCGGAGCAGCUGCGCGAGGCGGUGCUGUUGGGGCGUGCCCAUGUGAAGGAGGCGGAGUUAGAGACUGAGCGGUGGGCGGAACAGGGCAGGAGGCUGCACACGCAGACACAGGCUCAGACCCUGGAGAUCACUCAGCUGAAACAGGACAGGCAGAACAACCAGGAGACCAUCAACAGGUUGCAGCACGAUGUGAAUGUCCUGCAGCAGCAGUUGUGUGAGAGCCGUGGCCUGGCCCACUCUCUACAGUAUGACCUCCAGAUAUGCCACAGAGUGUGUGGCGUCCCCAAGAACAUGAACACAAGUGAGGGGUCACACUCAGAGGAGUCUGCACCCUUUGACCCCAGGGACCUGCAUGUUCAGCUAGGGCAGCAGUUGACUUCUGGGACACGCCUUCCCGGAGCCAGGAUACAGCUCUUCCAUGACCCUGCUCUCUCUACCCCUGUCCGAGACACUGGACUCUUCAGCCCUGCUUCCCCUCUCUCCCUCACACUGGAACCCCGGGAGGUUGACUUUUCUCUUGAGGGCCAGGCUCCAGACGGCUCCUUGGCGAACCGUAAUGGCCACCAUGUUGUGGGCCACGUGGACGACUUCAGCGCCCUGCAGCAGCAGAUCCUGGAGGGGCGGGUCCUCAUUGGCAAGAUGGAGGCUGCCCUCCGGGCCACCGCCAACCACACCCUGCUGGAGCUCAGCCCGGACAAGCCUGUGGACCCUGGCUGUGUGAGGAGUCUGCUGACCCUGAGGAAGAUCCUCGAGGAUGCCAGCUCCCUGCUCAGAAUGUUCUGGAGGGCAGCACUGCCCAAUAGUGAGGGGUCCACUCAGAGCACCAAGAUGGAGCUGUCUCUAAAGGAGGUCCACACCAUGCGUCAGCGGAUCUCAGAGCAGGAGGAGGCUCUAAAGGACGCCAUGGAGAGACUGAAAAGCUCCAACCGCACCAAAGACAGUAUGGAACACUUCAUCGUCAGUCAAUUGUCAAGAACAAAGGAUGUCUUGAAGAAGGCACGGACAAAUUUAGAGGAGAACGAGCAGAGAAUGUCCUCCCUUGGCCUCACUUCUUUCCCCUCCUCCUCUUCCUCUUCCUCCCAUCCCUGGGUUGGUAAAGGUGAAAACCCAAGAGGCUUCUGUGAGCUCACCCAGUCUGCUGGUUGGGGUAUCGUGAAACCCCACAUCCAGGCUACAUCAUCCAGGACCCCUACGGUCCUGUGGCCUAAUACCCAGGGUCUGACGUACCGCGUUCCCUACAGGCAGCUUCUUUGUGAUGCACCAGCUCCAAGUUCCUCCUAAUACUGGGAGACAGGAUACUUCCUGUUGAAACAUGGGACAUAAUCUCAGGUUUCUGGUUAAAUAGGGAGAACACUUUAGUUGAGGGGAGACUGUCUGAUAGUCAGUAGGGGUUCAGCCAGGUGCUCUCUGUGAUGCUGUCGUAUGCCAAGCAGAACAGUGGUUAAUGAAUGUUGACGACUGUCUUAUGUCAGGUGUUAUGUAUAGCUUAUGUAGGUGUUACGAAGGUACCUCAACUGAAGUGUUUCCCCUAUUUUACCUGAGACAUAUAUUAUGUUUUGAGCUCUAUAUGAAACCUCUUCAAGGAUCCUAUGACAAUCAACCUUGAACAAGCCAGGAAUAGAAGCUUUUAAAAAGCCAAACAAGACAAAGUGCUUCCUUUUCGCUUCUAACAAGGCAAGUUUGUAAGUGUGUGUAUGUGUAAAGUAGUUGCAUGUUGUUUGAGGGAAAAAAAGCCAUAUUUAUAGAUGUUAGAUACCUUGUUUGUUUCGUACGAUACUUCUUCUGCUAUUGAAAUGGUCUGUUACUGAUGUCACAAGAUGUAAACACUAUUCAGAUUUUAAAGAUCCUAUGGAUGGGUUGACCCCAGAACUGUCUUCCUGCUGAACUGCUAGAACCUGUAACCAUACUAGAGAUGUAAAGAUUGUUCCCAGCUUUACAUCUAGUCUCUCGACCUGAGUCCUCAAAGAAGGCGGCAUACUGCAGCCAGCUGCAAUACAUUCAACUAUGACCUGCUGAUGUAUUCCAAUGACCUAUUUAACAAAGUGACAGGAGCAUUUGGUGCUUUGUCUAAAAUAAGUUGUAAAUGUUACAUUUUUGAUUUUAACAGAAUUGCCUCAAAGGCUGGACCACACAGUUUUUUAAAUCCAAAUGUGUAAAGUUGUUUUAAUUUGGGCUUAAAUUUAAACCCUUCUAAGACAAAAAAAAAAUGUCAAUAUUAUUUUGAUUCGAUUUUUUAAAAUUUUCUGUUGUGGUAACCAUAGAUGUUAUUUUCUAUUAACAAAAUCUGUGACAAUCAUCAGCAGGAUAUGUGAAAACUUGGUUUCUUACACUGAGAUAUGCAAAGCUGUAUCUGUAUAAGAUAGUACAUCUUACUGUAUGUACAUAAUGGCAGGGGCGUACAUUAAAACAGCUUUUUUUGUGUCAGGAAGAGGGGGUCUGGUGUCAAGGUCAGGGGCUUCCUUUAUUUUUUAUGCAUGUGUUAUAUAUCAAAUCCAGUUUUAUUUGUUGAAUUCCGUGAAAUGCUUACUUUACAAGCCCUUGUUGUUUUAGGGAGAAGCUUUUCAAUAAAACGGGACUAAAAUAUUAA
Molecule: messenger RNA, 8100 nt
Organism: Oncorhynchus masou masou (cherry salmon)
Lineage: Eukaryota; Metazoa; Chordata; Actinopteri; Salmoniformes; Salmonidae
Gene: pde4dip
Product: phosphodiesterase 4D interacting protein
Exons: 40
Coding region: 438-6794 (2118 amino acids)
Biological process (GO): centrosome cycle; positive regulation of microtubule nucleation; regulation of Golgi organization
Cellular component (GO): nucleus; Golgi apparatus; centrosome
Molecular function (GO): zinc ion binding; molecular adaptor activity
Source: RefSeq, a predicted model, not a curated record